Cydia pomonella (codling moth) is the source of this 13416-nucleotide messenger RNA. RefSeq names its product protein piccolo (gene fid). Gene Ontology annotation, cellular component: nucleus; cytoplasm. Gene Ontology annotation, molecular function: tRNA binding; S-adenosylmethionine-dependent methyltransferase activity. The transcript has 6 exons. Gene Ontology annotation, biological process: tRNA wobble uridine modification. The record is from RefSeq and is a predicted model, not a curated record. The coding region runs from base 33 to 4430 and encodes 1465 amino acids. NCBI's taxonomy places the organism in Eukaryota, Metazoa, Arthropoda, Insecta, Lepidoptera, Tortricidae.
CAGUAUGGGUUUAUCUCAGGGUUUUUUUUUCUAUGGCUUUGCGUAAAUUGCAGGUGUACGAGCAGGCGGGCGAGGACGGCGACGAUGCUCGCGCGCCCGCGCCCCGCGUGCAGGCAUUCCUCGAAGACCUGGACCCUGGCAGCCUUGUGUGUGACGUCGGUUGCGGCAACGGGAAGUACCUGAGCGUGAAUCCGUCCGUGUACGCGGUGGGCGGGGACCGCUGCAACCGGCUCGCCGCGCACGCCCGACACCAUGACAAUGAGGUGGUGGUAUGCGACAACCUCUGCCUCCCCUUUCGAGAUGAGUCCUUCGACGCUGUGCUGUCCAUCGCGGUGGUGCACCACUUUGCCACCGUUGAACGGCGAGCCAUGGCGUUACGGGAACUGGCCAGGGUGACGAGAAUCGGCGGGAGGCUACUGCUGACUGUAUGGGCUAUGGAGCAUGAGGGUCGAAACUUUCAUUCCCAGGAUGUGCUAAUCCCUUGGCAUCGGCCCGCCACGCUAUGUCCGCCCACACCGGCUCCUCGAAGAUUCCUCUCCGUUGACCACGACCACAACGCCGAGCCGUGGAAGAGCCGCUCGGGGUCGCCGGGCUCGUCGUCGCUGUCGUCGCCGAACGAGACGUGCUACUCGUUCGUGCGGCGCGCGCUGCAGCGGCUGGCGGGGCGCCGCUCCUUCCUGCCGUCGUGGCGCCCGCCCGCCGCCCGCGCGCCGCGCGCCGGGCCGCGCGCCGAGCCGCCCGCCGCCGACCUGCCCAUCGAGCUGCGCCGCCUCGACGAGGCGCCGCCGCCGCGCCUCCGGGCCCAGCCCCCCGACGCCGCCAAGUCGCGCAGCCUCACCGACAUCGCCGACGUGGAGCGGCGCGCGCUGGUCCGCUCCCGCUCCAGCCUGCCGAGCCUCGGCGUCGAGGGGGAGCCCCCGCCCGAGGAGCCUCCCCCGCCCGAGGUGGAGCCGAGGAAGAAACCUCGGCUGGUGAAACAGAAGAAAUCUAUCAAUGAGGACGACGCGGACGAGGAUCUGGACAAGCCUACGGACAUGAAGAGUCUAGUGGAGGAGAUGCCUAAUUUUAAAAUCCACCCGCAUAGAUUAUCGUCCAGGAAGCCUGGAGUUUUUAAGCAGACCUCGCUCAACGAGGAGCUGAUGUCCGUGGAGAGGUUACGCGAGAAGGAGCAUCUGAGGAGGAAUAUUCAGAAGCAGGCGUCGCUCAACGAGGAGUAUCUGUACCGUCGCCCGGGGGCGCUCGACUCGAUCCGUGACUCCAUAUUUUCUACGUCGGCGAACACGGCAAAAAAGUUCCAGUCCCUGAAAAACGGCCUCACUAGUAAAUUCAAAACGUCCACAACGAAUAUAGAUAAAGUGACCGUGUUCGUGCGAAUGCUGCAGGGUUGGAAGAAUCAUGGACCGGUGCCCGAAGUUCCUACGCCAAACGACAAUACUACUGAGCGAGAGGUCUACGGAAGCGAGAGAAAUUACCCGGAAAGGCGGCAUUCGAAGGAAGAUGGCUCGGAUUCUUCGAAGGAUAGCAGUUUACAGAGUGACACUAGUGUCGAUUCGGAGGACAGUUUUGCGUCAGUAAUAUAUGUGCCCAAAGCGGACGGUUCGGGUGAUCCCUUAUCGCCCACGCCACUCUCACCCGGACCGACCUCACCCAGGUUAAAGGUGUCCUCAGUACCGACCUCACCUAGAAUGAAAAGUUCACCAGGCCUACCGUCUCCGCGAAUAAAACAAGCUUUCCCCUUAAUACGACCACCGGCCUCCCCCAGUGCUGUCCAAGCGCCUGUCAAUAAAAUACUAGUUGCCCAAUAUAGUCUUAAAAAUUAUACCACUUCUAGUGCAGUGUGCACCGCUCCUCUAAAACCACAGUCAAAAAGCCAGCCUAAUUCACCACCGAAAUCGGAGUCAGACGAAAAACUUGCCAAUACAAAGCCUAUAGUAGCAAUACCAGAACCACAACCAAUUAUCAAUAAAAUACCCCCUCCAAUAGAAAUAUACGAAGAAAUAGACCCAAUACCGCCUAUAAAAGAGGAGGAGGAAACGACGCCUUCUGAUGUGACUAAAGAACUAUUAGCUGAAAUCAGUAGAGACAUUGAAGAGAUUCACAAACUAACAGCGGAAAGUAAUCAAAUAAAACCACGUGUUCUUCAAGAUGUAAAACCUUAUCCGAAAAUAACAUUACAGACGGUUGCAGAAUUGCCCGAAAUCCCACAAUUUAAACCUAAAGAGCCUCGGAAAUCUCCCACUAAUGACAAUUUAGAUUCAAGGGCGGCAGAUCGUAAGAGAAAAGAGAGAAUAAGGCAAAUUAAAGAGAUGCUAAACAAAGGAAUUCCUGCAUCUAAUGUCAGUAGGAGGCCACCGUUCCCGAUAGUGCGAUGUAACAGGAAAGCGGAGGCAAUAGCCAAAAGUCACCCAAAGCUAAUGUCGCUGGAAUUAUUCAACCCGGCCACCGAUGAUGUAGACAGUGACUCAAGUGGCGUUUCGUCACCCGACUCUGUCGACAGCGUUAUAAGUGUCGUCCCGGAAGAAUUACGAAAGACUGCCAUAGAAAAAGACCUUCCCAACCCAUCAAUAGUGGAGCCUACUAAUGAGAAAGAAGACGACAAGCCUGAGAAAUCUCCUUCGGUAUCUCCGUCGCCACAAAACCUAUUAGAAGCGGUGGCUGAAGUCGCUGCUACUUUAGACGAAACCUGUGAAACUGUAAUAAAGUCCAGCCCAAGAUCGAAGCGAAAGCAUUUAGAAAAACUUGAAAGCACUGAAGCGAUGGCCAUCGUCCAAGGAGCUUCAAGUAGUAGCAGUAGUAGCAACUGGAGUCUUAAUAAACUCUCUCCAGGUGAUUUGAGGAUUUUAGACGACAAGUCCCGGUCACAUACCAGCUCAAGUGGUGGAAGCUCUUCAAGCCUGGAGCGACUCUCACCAGGCCGGAGGUCAAAAGAGCGCUCUCCAAAACUCGGCAGCACCAGCAACUCCACGUGGAGUCUAAACCGAUUAUCCCCCAACAGACCCGAAGGACGCUCUCUAGACGAAAAUCUCAGCAAGAGUCACAGAAGCCCAACUAGAAUACCAUAUGAUUCAGUUUCAAUGUCAAGCACCGACUCCGAGAAAUCUAUCUCCAAAUCUGAGAGUUUCAAUAGGAUACAGAAUGAACCUCUUAUUACAUGCAAAUCAGACAUGCUAGGUAAAGAAGAAGAAUGGAUAGCUGAUCAGCACGAGCGCGGUCAUCAUUUAACAGAAUUUGCUGAGAAACUUAGCGAGAAGUUGCUUCAGGAAAUAGACCAAUACUCCAAGCGGAUUAACGAGGAAGACUUCGACUUGCCGAGUAGUAGUAGUAGCGAGAAAAGUAUUUCCCUUAGACUUAAACGGGAAGAGGAAGACAGAAAUACACAAAAGAUUCUUGAUGAGCUUUCUGAUAGCUUACAACACCUAGACGAUCCGUACAUUAGUAAAAUAGGAACUGACAUGCAUGGUUUGAAUAAGCUAAGCGCCGAAAUUCAAGAGCGGCAAAAAUUCAUAGCAUCCUUAAACGACUCUCAAGAGACGGAUAUAAAUAAACUCUUCCCGAAAUGUGGAACUAAGUUGAAAAGCAAAAAGAGGUCGAAAGACGUCGAUCCUAUUAUAAACAAAUAUAGGGAACUUAAAAAGAGCAUGAAAGUAACCAGUGAUGAGGACAUUUAUCUCAAUAACUGUGCCAACAUCCAAUAUAACGUAACUAAAUCUACAGAAGACAAAUUACCUGAUAUGGACACUAAAAACCCAGACGAUGAUAGCGCGAUUUGCUCGAGCAACGGUAACCCUGAAAUCACAAUCGAUUCUGGAGCUUAUGAUACCAGCCAGUCGCUCGAAACUGGGUACUCGCUAGAGUCAGAAAUAAGUGUAGACUCACUAUGUACCAGUACUGACAAAAGGUCGUCACUCAAAGUCGGACAAUCGACUGACUCGAGCGAUAUUGACAAGAUGGAGAUAAGUCCAGAGUCAAUCACAUCGCGAUCAAGUGCCAGCACAGCGCCGCUAAAGUCUGGAUUUUCAAUUGAGUCCAGCGACACGUAUGCAGGAAGCGAUUGGAGUCGACGAGAUAAAACUGGAAGCACCGCUUCGCUCGGCUGCGCGAGUUUAGCUUCUUUACCUUCAUGCAGCGAGUGCUCUAAGGAUAGAAAGCUGUUGGAAACGCGGUCGUCUUCAGAAGAUACAGCCCCGGCUGUGACAUCAGCCAGAGCCAUACCUCACGCUCCACUUCUACCAUCCCUAAGUGACGGUUCAGAUAGCUUACCCUCAGAAGGCGGGGCAGUAACCUACCACAGAUAUUAUCACGUUUUUAAAAGAGGCGAGCUAGACCAACUGAUCGAGCAGUACGUCGAGAGUCUCCACGUCGUCUCCUCUUUCUACGACCAAGCCAGCUGGUGUGUGAUCGCGGAAAAAGUUCAAGUGUGGACUAUUUAAUUUCCCAAGAGUACCUUUAAUAGUGACUAACACUAUACAAGUGACCUUAACGAACUCAAGUGAGUGUUAAAAACUGACCCGGGUGUUAAACCGAUUGCCAAAAGCGAAGCUUUUGUUUUUAAUAUACUUAUUCUUAGUCGCUCUAUACCGGUUUACUAGUUGUUACUUAUACUGUGUCUACUCGCCCGGGCUACGUCGUGUUUUAACAGACGAGCGUACCGGACCGCGACCAUGGUCCGGUCCGCCUGUUCGAUCGAGUGGAAGGUGGUUUACCGUACGUCCGUUAAGGACGCAGCUAUGAGUAAAUGAAAAAUAUAUAAGCCGACCGGAGCAAGAUCGCUGUCCGGUACGCCCGUCUAAGAGCACUAUUAACGGAGGGCGUUAAGGGAAAUAAAAAAUAAUCCUAGUUUUUAUCAGACUUUGAAAAUAGGGUCUAUAUUCUGAGGAACGAUUGGAUUUUUUUAUUUCCUAUUUAGUAUUCUGCGCGAGCUCAUAACUCGCAUAAAAUGAAAUCUAAGAGCUUUAAAUAGUGAAAAUAAAUAUAAUAUAUUAUAUACUUCAGUGGCUCAAUAAUAUAAGCUACGAAAGCUUAUAUACUAUAACCGAGUCCUCGGGUUUGUGGCGUCGUGCGAGUUUAUCGAAAUAGUAACAGUUUCUAGUCAUUAUUAUUACGACAAUAAGAUUAAUAGCAACGAGAAGCAGCCAUCAUCGUAGUUCAGGACGACGUCACAAACCUCCUAGCUUUAGUCAUGUGAAUACUUCGAUUUAUUUGUUAUAAAACUGAGCUGGCCUCUCGUAGUGGGUAGGGUUGACCGUACGGGUCACUCGUCCCGUAUUGCCGAUCUAUAUAUAAUUCUUAUACUAAAUACGGACCAUUUAGUGAGGUUAUAGAGUUAGUCAUCGUAGUGAACCCUUGCCUAAUUUAAUAUCGACGAGAGUACAAAUACACGCGUCAUACUCAGUGUACAGUUUGGGGUAAUUUUUUCACCUUACUGAAAUGAAAUGAGGUGAAAAAAUAUACAUAUCUUGAACUUCGACUGUACUGGCCUUUAAUUAAAUUUACAGUUUGUCUGCACUUCAUGCCCAUUUCUACAUACUGAUUAUAGCAUAGGGUGACUGCUGUUAUUGGCCCUACCAUAGUAAUUGGCCACACUUAACCAAAGAGAAUUUGAAAUAGAGGUGGAUUGUCAAAGUAAACUUACUGCCAUCUUUCGACACAUGUUUAAAAUUUUUAGAACGCCAUUUGACUUUGCUCCUUAUUCUUUCACUGAUAUGUUUUUAAAUCUCCUCGAGCAUAGACCAAAGGUUAGGCGGCAUCUUUUCGAGCGAUGUUGCCAUACCUUUGGCCUAUGUUCUAGUAGAUGGCGCCACUUUCGGAUAUUUAACAAAUUUAACACACACCAGUCAAAUCAAAACAACAUGACGUUUUAAGAGUUUUAGUCAUGUGUCGAAAGAUGGCAGUAAAUUUACUGUGACUACAACGUUAACUUUGUCAAUCCACCUCUAUUUCAAAUUCUCUUUUCUCUUAACAAAUCAGAAAGAAAUAAGGCAGUAGAAGUAUGUUAAGAGUGGCCAAUUUCUAUGAAGUGGCCAAUAACUAUAGCGGUCACCGUAAUAGAAAAUAUUUUAUUGAAGUUGGAAUAGAGAACUUUGAGAAAGAUGAACUGAGUAUAUCAAUAAUUUAUAAUGCUAUGGUAUUACGUAGUAGAUGUUUAUAUCGAAGCUAGAGGUAGAGGACCAAGCUGGCUCUACCCAGAUUUUGAACUGACAGAGUGGUAAAAAGCUACAGCCAUACACAAUGGUUUAUUAUAAAUCAAGAUAGAUUAUAAGCAUUCCAAAGUUGAAGCACUUACCUUCAGACAAAGCGUACAAGUUGCCUUUAAGUCGCAUCUGAGCAAGGCAAAGAGCUCUCGCUCACCGAAAGAAAAAGAGAUGAGCUCAUGUUUAAACAACGAGUGUGACAAAGAUGAAAGGAAUGCGAAAAUUUAUCAAAAACAGAAUUAAUGAAAAUUAAUAACAGAUUUCUUCGUAGGAAUAGAAAUAAAUAAGUAUGGAAGUAUUUUUUGUGCUCCUUAUGUAUGAGUUAUAAAUCAUAAUAUCAUUGGCCAUAAAAUGAAAGAUGUUUGCAAACCUUGAUCUUUUUAUAGAAUAGAUGUAACAAUUCUAACAGCUGCUGGAUUUCGUGGAUUAUUCGAGGCAGAAUUAUUAUCUAAAGAUUCUUUUUCCGUUCUUCAAUUCAAUGUCAGUUUGUAGAAACGGGAUGAAUAGCAAAUAAUUUAAUUUUUCACACUACGGCGGAUUGGCACAAGUCCGUGGUAUGACAGCUUCGUUAUAGUCCUAAACAUUUAGACUAGGUUUAGUCAAAUUUUGUCGUAGCUGUUUCUAAUAGAAACUAUAAUAAUUUGCUAUCAGCAACGAGAAUUUGAAAUAGAGAUGGAUUGUCGAAGAUAACUUUGUAGCCACAGUAAAUUUACUGCCAUCUUUCGACACAUGAUUAAAACUUUUGACUUUGAUCCUUAUUCUUUCACUGAUAUGUGUUAAAUUUGUUAAAUAUCAAUCAAUAUAAACGUUUGAAUCAUGUGUCAAAAGAUGGCAGUAAAUUUACUGUGGCUACAAAGCUUUCUUUGACAAUCCACCUCUCUUUCAAAUUCUCUUUGCUAUCAGUCAACUUAAAUACGAAUUUUUUUCACAAAAAUUCUAUUGAAUAAGUGAAUAACGAAUUUUAAUGUUAAUUUUUUAUGACAUACUUAUUACUUGAUAAUGAAUAAUUUUAAUUAGUGUGUAAAAUUUAAAUGCCGCAUUCAAAUAUAAAUAGCAUUCAUCGUCAUUAUUAUAAAUGGCAACACCACAGGCAAGAAGAUGGCAACAUUGGUCGCGUUAUAUACUGAAGGCAAGUAUUUGGUAUCAAUGUAAAUAAUCGCUAUAAGUAUAUAAAGGCUAUUAGAAAAUAAUUAUCAAAAAAAUCAGUGAGAUUAAAAUUUAAUAUUAGAUUAGUCAUGCUUUUUUCAUGUUUUUCUAAAUUAAUGAAUCUCAAAAUGUUUUUAGAAAAACAUGAAUUUGGCGUGAGUAGUUCUCAUACUUCGUCACUAGGAUUGUAUGCAAGUAGUCACUACUGAAACGUAGCGAAUAGGUAAUAUAAUAUAUAACAUGCACAACCGUUGGUUAAGGUUAAUUUAAUAUAUGUAUAAGUCUUUAUUGUAAGUCAGUUCCAUCGCUAAAACGAUCUUGACAAAAACGAUUAAGAAGUCUAAUAAAUUAUUAAAAAAUAUCGAAAAGAGUGGAAAGGUUAAGGGGUCGGUAAAAAAGGGAUUACUUUGGAAAUGUGUUUUUUGGGUCGACUGGAUCUCAAAAUGACCGGUUCUGCAUGAUCGGAUCGCAAAAUGACCACAAUUGCAGAAAGCCUAUAUUUCAAAAUAACAUGGUAAAAAAACGACUACCUUGCAAAGUCUUCGUCUCAGAAUGGUUAGUAGGUAGUUCGGCAGGUUAGGUUUGUCAGGUAACUUCAACCGCCCUGCCCAGAAAUAGGACCGCCGCAAAGCGGGGCUCCGUGUAGUUAUGUUGUGAAGGAGAUGUUUCCCCUAUUUCUCGACGCUUUGUAAUUCAGAUUACGCCAUUCGAAUUCCCAUAUCUACAGAAGUCUUAAAUGAAGCUAUACUCUGUAUCUUUAGGUAGUUAAAUAAAAGUAAACAAAAUCUACCCUCAAAUGGCUCCUUAAGCCAGUUGAGGGUAGAUGAAAACAUUACAUGAUCAAAUAAUAUAGGUAAAAGUCAGGUCGUUCAGUCACAGAUCCAGGCGGUUUUGUAUUUGGUUGGUUAACCAAUAAAUUUUAUACCUAUCUGAAAAUUUACAAAUUGUUUGUUUACUUUUAUUUAAAUACCUAAAGAUACAGAGUAUAGGUCAUUAAUAAAAUAUAACUUAAUUUCCUGUUGAACUUAAAAAUGGGGCAGUCGUCUCGAUAUGAUUAUAAAGUGAACUAACGUGGAAGUGUGCACCUAAUGAAGAAUUAAUUACGCUUGAAACGCGUGUAACUCUUUAGUGAACACCCGGCACUCCAUCGUAGCUAUUUGUAAACUACCGAACAACGUCAAACUCUGCAAGCAUUUUUGAUAUUGGCAAAAUCAUCGUAAGCUAUGUUUUUAUUAUCUCUUUCUUCAUAGAUGACAAGGUUUUUUACAACAUGAAUAUAAAAGUAAAACAUAAAAGACAAUACAAAACACAUAUAAACAUAUUGAAAAAACCUAACCUAGGGUGCUUCAAGCAGCGGGGCAGGGCCCAAGCUGCCGGUGGUCAGGCCCACAGAUCGGAACCGACGUACUAUACGCGCCGUGUCCAAGACCACCGCCUUCUGCAUCUGACCUUUGAUCCAACUACCUAGCGAGAGUCUCUCACGAUGUUGGUCGAGACUCGAGACUCUUCACUAUCAGACUGCUCGCUGAAACGACUGACGACGAUUAUUAUUUUUAUUAUUACAACUCUCUUGCAUAUUCGUAGAUACAUCUACUUGUCGAGUGGGUUUGCUGGAGUUUGCCAAUCCGCAGAAUCUCAAGUAACAGCUCUUCAGAUUCCUAUUGAAAUUUUCCACCCUUUAAAGUAUGUCGCGUUUUCAAUAAUCUCUACCAUAUUAAAUUGUAAAUAUUAUCUGGAUCGAAGGACCAAUACUAGAUCAUACGCAGGCACUUAAUUGUAUUUGUCAAUUUCAUUAUUACUUCACAGUAUUCUCUAAAUAAAACAUUUCAUAUCGGAUAAUCAAUUACUACUUGACAAAAUUAUCUUACUGUAAGUAAAUAAAUUUACUUUUGAAUUUGAAGCCUUGUCGGCGGUAAAUUUAUUUUAUUUGGAAGUUGUGAAGUUUUUAAAUCAUAUCAAUGCUUUGGUAUAGAGAACUCUAUAAUUUUCCUAUUUUUGUAAUUUGUAUUUGAAAGCGUAAUUUAAUUUUAAUAUAUUAAAUUGGUUUUAUUACGGGUGUUACACGGAAGUAGACGUAUUGGGUCAUACUCAGAUACCUACAUAAUUAAUUAUGAAAAAAAAAACAAGCAAGUAAUUUUAAUAACGUAAUUUAUCGGCGAUAAGACCGAUGAUUGUAUUACCUCUAUUAUGAAUAUUGUAAUAUGUAUUGUUUCUUUUAUUGCAGUACAUAUGCAAUAAACGAUACCUAUUGUAUUGCAUACCCAUAAAAACGAGUGUUACUUAAACCAAAACUCGACAGGAACAAUAACAAAAAAAAAUUACAGAGAUUCCGAGACUCGAAUUAUUGAUCGACAUAUUUUGAUCCGUUUCGAGGAUCAUCGACCGGAGCAACGGACAUACACUGCGAGCUAGGGAUCAACUCGCACGGCUACUUGCUGCUGCUUUUUGCUUAACCUAACCAAGAUGACAAAUUAUAGGCACAUCGACAAACGCCAAACGAAAGAUAAUGUAUCGAGAUGACAGAUGCUACGAAAAGUCAAGUGACGAUUUCCAUACAUUAUUCAACGAAUUCACUGCCAGCAACCCGCCAGACGGGCGCUCAGUCCGUAGUCGCUUUUCGCUACAUACGCAUUUUCCCAUGUUAUCGGCUACGCUCGUAGCGCGUAGCACGCCCUGGCACUGAAUGUGUUAAGUAUAAAUUGGCAUUUUCUAUCAACCAUUGUCAUCGUGGUUAUCGGCCCCAAGUUGCAAAUAUUAUGAGCGAUAUUUCGACUAAAAUUAAGUAGAUUAAGAAUGACUCACGCUAGAACUACGAACUGUCCCGAGUCCAAGGCGUGCGGCACUUCGUCAGUGGUUGACACUGUUCGGGCAAUCUCGGCUCCAUUCAGCCCAGCGUUGCUACGAGCAAUUAUUAGGGUUGGCACUUGACAUCCCUUUGUGUGCACAACCACAGAUAAGAUAAUGACUUUAAUUUUGACAACCCUAAAUAGCCGAAAGGGAUAAUGCCGUACAUUAGAAUGGGAUAGCAUGAUUCUUCCCUGAACUGCUGUCAAACUUCGGUUUUGUAGGAAGUGUUAAGACACCUGUACGGUAGUGUUAUUAUUUAUUCUGUGACGUUUUCUAUGCCUCGAAAGCCUCGGUGAUCACGUGAUCUUUUCUAUAGAAAACAAGGGUGAACAAAGUGUCGGGCGCCUCGGCCUGGACCCGGGACGUUCUAGCGUGAAUUAUCCUUAACUUAAAUUGAUGAAUUUAUUCGCGUUCGAGGUACCUUUACCCGUUAAAAUUAAUUUAAACGUAAAUAACAGUGAAUAAUUCCAAGCAGAUUAAUCUACAGUAUUUGCCUCAAGUUCCAAAUACCAUAAAGUCUUACGGCGUAAACUGACAUCUUUCUCUUUACAAUAGCCCCCUUAGAAAAAUUAAGUAUAUCUGUGUAUGACCCACAAUUUUAUACCAAAUUAUCCAUCGUGACCUUAAUUGUGAACCCCGUCAUACCUAAAACUGUGUAAAAAUUUCUUUUUUUGAGAAAAGGGACUUAAUUCAGCCGGUGACAUAACACAAUCGAUCGAUCGUAGAAUCUGACCAAGUAUCACGUUAACAUCUUACGUGUUAAGAUUCCUUUUCUUAAAAAUAUCCAAAUAAUAAAGUAUCUACAUUUCGGCUUUUUAAAAACCAGUUCUUGUACAUAUUUAUCCAUUUUGUAUUACUGAAAGAGUUAAUGUUGGCUUUAACUGUGAUAUAUAAAUUAAUAGAAGGGACACAGGAUCGCGUUUGUUUACAGUUUCACAAUUUAACCGCAAAAACUGCUGAGCUGUUCAUAAGCUCUAGUGUAAGGCCUGAGUGGACGCUCGAAGCGGAGCGUUUGGCGGGCCGUGCAGCGUGGCAUCGGGCUCACAAGUGAUUUGAACAGCGUGCACUUAGACCGCUCCUAUACGUUUGCCUUCGUUUAACAUGCACGCUGCACGCCCAACUUGAGCGUCCACUCAGGCCUUACACUUACGGCUAUGGGAUACGCUUACUAAUAUCUCUAUCGGAUGCGUAUCAUUUUAUUGCUGUUCCGCUCGCACAGUGGCAUUGCGCUUGUGUCAUGGGCGGGACAGCGAUAAAAUUACGCAAAUGACGGGAAAAUGUACGGAAUUUUUCGUGCCAUGUGUCCUUACUUUACUCAAAGCAAGAUUUGUAAUAUUUUCACGAUUCUGUCACAUUUACUAAGAAAAUAAAUUGUGAAAUUGUGACAUUGGUUCUUCACGGGACUGUGUGAUAUUAAUUUACGACCGCAUGAUAUUCCGUAGGUUUUUAUUGCUCUUUUUUAUUAGCAAUUGAGUAAAACCAUAGAGGAAUAGGUAAGCAUAGAGUGCUCACUCGAUACAUCAGUUUCUUACCAAAACGCUUAUUAUUUUCGUAGUCGACAUCUAGCGUCGACUAGCGGAAUUAUCAGUACCGCUACUUGACACGUACUUGUUAUACGAAUAUAUUUUUUUAUUAUUAUUUCUCUAUGGUAAAAAUAAUGAAUACCUACCAUAAACAACGCAUGUUUAGAUAAGAGUUUCGCAUAGAAUAACUUUGAUGUUUGUGUUGUUCUUUGGUUCUUUGCACCCGAAACGUAUGGAUCAUGAUAGUGUUUCCUUCAUAUCACUAAAUUGUGGUUUGGACACGAUUUUCGAAAAUAUUUUUUUGUACCACAUCGAUGAUACUAAGCGAUCACCGUAUCCGAUGGACAUCUGUAACUCCAGUGGUAUUACAUGAUCGUUAUCGACCCUCUAACUAAACGGCUAAAAACUAUAGGGCCUCUACAUUUUCGUAGCUUCUGCUGAGAAGAACAAAGAAAGGUAUAUGUUAUUUAUCUGUCUCACUUAGCAGAAUAAUGGCAUAAAUUAUUUUGUGAGAAGGUAGAUGUAAAUACCUAUUCACUUAAAAGUAUACCUUUUUUCGAAAAACUAUUAACUUUUUGGUUAUUUCUACUCAGAAUCGCAGAGGACUAUCUUAAGAAGGAAAAAAGUGUAGUUUUUGACGCAUUUGUACAUACAUAUUGUAUGGACCGUGACAUAACUGACACCCAAAAUUUGUAUGAAAAACUGGGGACGCUUUGUUUUAAUCAAUAAUCCUCGCGAUUCUGAGUCGAAAUAACUCAAAAGUAAGUUAGUCCGUUGGCUAACCCUGGAACGCGCGAUCCUAAAUAAUAACUAGAUGAACAUUACUUAGAUAAUCGUGGCCAAACCUGAACAAUCAGAAUUAGUCGAGUCGAAUUUUUACUACAACAUAAUGUUCGCUCCUAUGAGGCAAGUAAAGUAUAAACACUAAAACCCGUAGUAUUCACGGUUUCGCUUGCAGUCGUUCAUAAGACGAAGACUAUUCCGAGAAAUAAACCGCUCUUUUUGAGAAAUACCAGACGUUGAUUUAACUUUCCAUGUGUCAUAAAUUGUGGGUUCCAAUGUCGGUUUAAAGUGGUCCUUCGAUCCGGAUCUCUACAGUUAUUGUCCCUUUAUUGGGAAACAUGAAGCACGUUUGACGUCUUUUUGACGCCAAUGAAGGAUAUAUCCGCACCGUAGAUCCAACGCAGAAGAUGGAUUAAUCCGUCACAAGGUCUAACGCCGAAGACGGAUUAAUCCGUCACAGAUCAAUUUCGACCUAUGCAUAAAGUUCAAUUUCAGUUUUGACACUUCGGUCACGUGGCGUCCGAGUGACAGCUUUUGUUUUUGACACGACAUCUAAAAGGUGCAUUUUUAACGACCUUGGUUUUUUGCCAAUUUAACUUGUCUUCUGCAUUAAACCAGGAUCCUAAACACAUUUUCUUUUAUCAUUUAAUGUGCUCUAUUCGAUACUAACGAAGUUUGAAACCAUGAUUUAAGAUAUACACAUGAAAGUUUAAUGGUUAAUACUGGUCGUUCAAGAAAGAUUGGCUAGGGUUUACUUUCUCUAACAGAUAGCAGGAGCUCUUAUAAAACUGCGAGCAGAACAGUGAGUGAGGUUUAUCAUAACACUAAUGUAACGAGAAAUACAGUAAUACAAUGUAAGCUUAUGUCGUACUGUAUACAUUAUACUAGGCGAGAACCUUCACAAUAAAAUGAAGACUUCAAUACAA